UUACAGUAAUUAAAAGACAACCUCCAACAGGUUUAGGAAUCAAAACCAAUUAAAGAGUUCAACUUAGUCAUGUUAUUAACCCAAUUAAGAAUUAAAUUAUGUAACGGGAAGAACAGUUGGACCGAAAGCCAGCAGGUGUGGGCUUCCCUAGAGCCAGGACUGGGAAACCCUUGUCCUGAACUGAUCAGGCAGUGUCAGUUCUUUUAGUGAAAAGGCACAAAAAAUCUGUCAUACGGCUUUAAACUUAUGGUGAAACAGACUUGACCUUGUCCACUCCAUCUUUGCCAAGAUUCAAGGUGUAGUGAAAAUGACUGUGCUCCGUCCUGAUAUUCCAUUGGGCGGGGAUGGGUGGGAGCAGGCAGAAUUCUGAGCACAGUGACACUGACUCCAGCUCUGACCUCGACGACCUGCCAGUCUUCGACUUCCUGCAGCCAAGACCCACCCUUGCAUGCAGGAGCGGUUAUCCUCAGAAGCCGCUGGACGUGGUCAUCCUUGACAGCUCGGACUCGGAGCCACCCGAUCAAGAUCCGGAAUCCGCCCUGCCUGUCGUGCUCCAUUCUGCCCAAGAGCGAGAGGUCACCAUGAUCAGCAGCGGGAGUGAAGAGGAGGAGGAGUUUGUGCCUCUCUUAGAGAGACUGAAAGGACAUUUCAGAGGCACUGCAUCUGCAGCCUGUCCGGUUCAAUCUGAGCAAGACUCUGCAGGUGGCACUGUUGAUGCGCAGUACUCUUCAAAAUCCUCGGAACCCAGUUUUCCCCAGCUGCCUCCUCCAACUUCCACCACUGGCUUACAGCGAGCUUCUGUUUGGGACUUCUCUGAUUCAGAGGAGGAAAACACAGCCCCGGAUUCCAAGAAGCCUAAUCUGGGAUCCCAUGGCCCUGGGAGACAUAGCUUUCCCAGUUCAGUAGAAUGGGCAGACAGAAACAUUUCACCUCUCAGGAAGAAAGCAGUGAAGCACAGGCAGGAGGAGAUAGAUGAGGCCAGAGCUGUGGCUGUGGAGAGGAGGAAAGGCAAGGAGAGGCAGAAAGCCGAGAGGGAGAACCGUAAACAGGAGCUGGAGAGACAGAGAGCGGAGAGGAAAGCCUUGGCUGAUGCAGUUAAAGCCCUGAGGCCCGAGGAGUGCAUGAAGCAUAUGGUGGUCACCAUUGAUCCAGCUCUGUUGCAGCUGGAAGGUGGGGGCAGUUUGCUGACGUCCCUGCAGGCUUUGGGCUGCAGCUGUGCUAUUGAGAGACAGGUGGUGGCCCGCAGUGUGACCUGGCGAAGGAGGCUGCCCUCCUCACAGGGCUUGACUGGAGAGCUUGAUUGCGUUUCCGAACCACACGCUGUGAUCCACGUGCCAGUGGAAGACUUCAUCCGCAUGGUCCACAGCACCAGUCAGGUCCAGAGAGGUGCUGUCUCUGGCUGUGGGCCUACGCUGAUCUCCUGGAGUCACAGUAUUGUGGAGCAAAUCACUGGCAGCAUCCUGACACUGGCUGUCAUCGACCUGGAAAAAUACUUCAGGUCCCAGAAGUCCAAGAACCAAAAGAAGUACCGAGAUGCAGUGUUGGGUGAGGGCCAGGAGGGAGCCAGUAAGCGCAGAAAGAAGAAAGAGGAUAGCAAACAGCUCGUAGAGGUGUCCCGGGUGGAUGUGGAAGAGGCUCUAGUUGACCUGCAGCUGCAUUCAGAGGUUCAGGUUCGGUUCCUGGAAUCCUGGAAGGAGUUUUCUGAUUAUAUUGCAAUGUUCACCAAAGCAGUAGCAGAGGCACCUUUCAAGAGAGAGCGGGACCAGACAAGCUUCGGCUUUUGCCUGGAGAGCGAAUGGGCAGGGGGCCACAGGGUGGAGCGCACUGGGAAGGGGCUCGUCCAGGUGUGGAAGAGGCAGAUUCAGCAGCUGAACCGGGUCAGCCCCGAAAUCGCCAGCGCCGUCCUGGCAGCGUACCCAUCGCCCCAGCUGCUGACCAAAGCCUAUCAGAAGUGCAAGACUGAACGUGAGAGGCACAACCUGUUGUCGGACAUUCUUGUCCGUAGAGGGGAGGGAGUGACCUCGACGUCACGCCGCGUGGGCCCGGAGCUCUCCAAGCGCAUUUGCUUACUGAUGACGUCACCUGACCCCAACUUAUCUCUGGAAACUACAGGCUGAGGGCAAACACGUGUCUGCAGAGUUGAAGAUGGAAUCCAAGUUGUGUUCAAUCCUGAUAAAAAUCGUUUAGCAGACACUUUUAGACAGGGUGAUUGUUAGGAGCGAACAAAGGGGGCAUUAACAGAUACAUACAGAUACAUCUUCGAUAAAAAAUCAAGAUACCCUAAUAUUUUUUUCCUAAAUUAAAAAAAAUGUAUUUAAGUGAUACAUUAACAUUUUUAAAAUAAAGUGAAUCCUUAAAAAAAAAAGUAUUCCUGAUGGAAAGUGCUAUUUUCAACCCAGCUGCAGAUAGAUGCAUUUGAAUUUGCCAUUGAAUCAAUAAGGAACUAGUAAUAAUUGAGCAAGUGAUACCAGCACCUUUCUUUAAUUCCCACAUCUUAGAGAGCAAAUAGGGAUAGCCUAUGUUUCCACUCUUUGAUCAUAUAUAUCUAAAAUAAAAUAAUUUAACGGAAAUUAUUCACAUUAACCUUUGCCUAGGUAUUUAUUCUGAAAGGUUUUCUUACUCUGUCCCUUGAAAUCAAACAGCACCCUUGUAAUGCAAACCUGUAGUUUGUCCUGUCACUUGUUGCUAAUUAUUAUGGGUGUUCUAGUAAGUUCCUAUCACUCAUGAGUAAUGGAAGUUUUCUCUAAUUCUUGUCACUGUUUGGUUGUAAGAUUAAUCAAUUAAGCAUUUGUUAUCACCUGUUAUUACAUAAUUUUAGGUUUGAUGAGCAGCUACUUUCAAACACUACUUUCAGCUGAGGCCAGAUUGAAAACAGUACACAGAAUUCCAGCAUGAGUGAAAAAGGUCUUCUCCAAAUGUAACAUCAAUAAUUUGUACAGCUUUGGAUUUCUUUACUUCUUCUAUUAAAAGUUUGAUGGCAAUAUAGUCCUUGGUGCUGGCAUAGUUGCCCUUUUUUCCAGCUGUUGCACUGUUGCUCCUGGGGCCUGGCAGAAUAUAGCUGUGCAGUAAUUACAAAGGUUCAUAUUUCAGUUUCUUUGCAAGUUCAGUUUUUUAUCUGUUUGUCUCUUAUUCAGCAAGAUGACUUGCAGGGGCAUCAGCUCUUCCAGCUACAGUUCUUCCACAGUAACUACUGUGAUACAUACUCCUGAAAUUGCUAACGUCACGAAUAUCUUUGUAAAUGUACUAGUGGUGUGUUUUAUUUAAAUGAUGAAAUAAAGUCAGUUUUUAACAGUU
Messenger RNA from Lepisosteus oculatus (spotted gar), 3294 nucleotides. The record is from RefSeq and is a predicted model, not a curated record. NCBI's taxonomy places the organism in Eukaryota, Metazoa, Chordata, Actinopteri, Semionotiformes, Lepisosteidae.